AUGAGUGACGAAGCUACAAUCAAGCGCUCGCUCAAGAUAAAAACGGGUUCUGUGAAGCGGCUGGCAAAGGAGAACAACGUAUAUCUCAAAGAGAUCGAUGAGUUGCGCGUCAAGGCGGAAAAACUUUCGAGUUUAGGCGGGGAUGAGUGGGAAGUCAAGAAUGCUAAUAACUUGGUAAAUGAGACGGUUCGAACAGUGGAGUUGACAAAGGAGAAGCUGAGGAACGAGGUUGGUGGCUUGCGAGAUCUUGUGACAUCCGUCGAGGGAGACGAAAGGAUUGCAGGCGACGAGUCGCUCGUGGCUGCAAAAGAGACGCUGAAGGAAGUGGAGCCAUUGGUCGGAGCGGAGACGGCGGUUGAUAAGAAGUUCGAGUUAACUUAA
This is a messenger RNA of Fomitiporia mediterranea MF3/22, 381 nucleotides long. RefSeq lists its product as uncharacterized. Gene Ontology annotation, molecular function: beta-tubulin binding. Lineage: Eukaryota; Fungi; Basidiomycota; Agaricomycetes; Hymenochaetales; Hymenochaetaceae. Gene Ontology annotation, cellular component: microtubule cytoskeleton; cytosol. Gene Ontology annotation, biological process: tubulin complex assembly; post-chaperonin tubulin folding pathway. The transcript has 4 exons. The coding region runs from base 1 to 381 and encodes 126 amino acids. The record is from RefSeq and is a predicted model, not a curated record.